GUUAGCUACUUUUCGACCACUGAGCGUCUGUACGAAUGACUGACUGAACCUUCGUUCCCCUACCUCGGCUAUUUUGUUGAAUAUCGCCAGGUUCCGACUAGCGUGCAUGCCGCCAAUCGCCAGGUCUUUCAGAUGCCUGUGUCUCUGGCACAAGAGACCAGGAUGGGGGGUGCCGUAACUAUAAAAUACUGGGGGCUGUCUUUAUCUCGAGCUUUAUAUGGUCGUUCCCGUAUCAGUUUCAAGAUAUGGCUCAGGGCCAUUAUUGGUGCUCUGAUAACGAUUUUGCCUAACGGGAUAAGGAAUCCUCCGUUGUGUGCAAAGGGCGAUACGAGAUCGUCAACGGACGGCAUGUGUGAUAGACAUCGCGGGAAAAGUCAACUCCACACGAUUGGCCACGGUUUCGUCAUGACAUAAUUGGUAUGUCUGGCUGGAAUGUCCUAUGUGGUACAUGAGGGGUAAUAAUACUUUGGGUCAAGUGACCAAAGUUGAGCUGCUGUCAAUUUGCGAGUGUUGUACUGGCAAGUGUGAUGCCAAG
Molecule: messenger RNA, 535 nt
Organism: Aspergillus welwitschiae
Lineage: Eukaryota; Fungi; Ascomycota; Eurotiomycetes; Eurotiales; Aspergillaceae
Exons: 1
Coding region: 133-414 (93 amino acids)
Source: RefSeq, a predicted model, not a curated record